AUGAUGACCUCAACACAGUGCACAAAAUGUUUUAAUAUUGUUUCUGUUGAAGGCUUAAAACUCGUCAUUGCAUCAUUAAGCGACGCUUUGAAGUUUGAAAGUCGAAAGAGAAAUGAACUGUGGGUCAAGAUUGUUGAGGAAUUGCCUUCAACAGACGUAAUCUUCAUUCAUAAAACUCAACUCGAACCAUAA
This is a messenger RNA of Clunio marinus, 192 nucleotides long. Lineage: Eukaryota; Metazoa; Arthropoda; Insecta; Diptera; Chironomidae. The record is from the annotation of a GenBank genome assembly.